This is a messenger RNA of Acanthoscelides obtectus, 147 nucleotides long. The record is from the annotation of a GenBank genome assembly. Lineage: Eukaryota; Metazoa; Arthropoda; Insecta; Coleoptera; Chrysomelidae.
AUGCCGAUGCAUCGAAAUGGCACAAGAAUUAAACCUGAGAGAACGCCUAGUCAAAGUCUGGUUCCAGAACCAGAGGAUGAAGUUCAAAAAGGAAGAGGAACAAAGGGCGUCAUCGCCUACUCGGACAUUCCCUUCAUCUACUCCUAG